AUGUCCAGGUGCCUGUUUUGCACCGAAGCCCUGGAAAAGGAACAGCCCCAGAAGAAUAAAGUUGACCAGCCUGACAAAGGAGAGAGGGCAAAGGCUGUAGCCUACAGGUCCCAUGGUGCCGUAGUGGUAUGGCUUGCAGGAGGGGAAACAGUUUGCAUGAUCUUUUCUUUUGAAACAGUGAGGGAUGGAAGCAGCAAGAUCUGUUCUGUGUUUCAGUACAAUGGUGUGUGCCUGCAAGGCCCCAGCGGCGUUCCUGGACGGGAUGGAAACCCGGGAGCCAACGGGAUCCCUGGGACACCUGGGAUCCCAGGACGGGAUGGGCUGAAGGGGGAGAAGGGCGAAUGCAUGCGCGAGAGCAUUGAGGAGUCCUGGACGCCCAACUUCAAGCAGUGUUCAUGGAGUGCACUUAACUAUGGCAUCGAUCUUGGGAAGAUAGCAGAAUGCACAUUUACAAAGAUGCGCUCCAACAGUGCUCUCCGUGUUCUCUUCAGUGGAUCGCUUCGGCUGAAAUGCAAAAGUGCCUGUUGUCAGCGCUGGUACUUCACUUUUAAUGGAGCAGAAUGUGCUGGGCCACUUCCUAUUGAAGCCAUAAUCUAUUUAGAUCAAGGAAGCCCGGAGCUGAAUUCUACUAUUAAUAUACACCGAACUUCUUCAGUGGAAGGUCUUUGUGAAGGGAUCAAUGCUGGUUUGGUGGACAUUGCCAUCUGGGUCGGGACUUGCUCAGAUUAUCCACGGGGAGAUGCUUCUACUGGAUGGAACUCAGUCUCCCGCAUUAUCAUUGAAGAACUGCCAAAAUAA
Nestor notabilis (Kea) is the source of this 798-nucleotide messenger RNA. It is a transcript of the gene CTHRC1, whose product is annotated as collagen triple helix repeat containing 1. The coding region runs from base 1 to 798 and encodes 265 amino acids. The record is from RefSeq and is a predicted model, not a curated record. Lineage: Eukaryota; Metazoa; Chordata; Aves; Psittaciformes; Psittacidae. The transcript has 4 exons.